Molecule: messenger RNA, 2289 nt
Organism: Symbiodinium pilosum
Lineage: Eukaryota; Dinophyceae; Suessiales; Symbiodiniaceae
Source: the annotation of a GenBank genome assembly
AUGUCCAUGACGAUGAACGUGGCGGAGGCGAAGGUGCCCACCAAGAACACCUUUGUUCACUUCAGCGACGCCAGCAAACCCAUGGGGACUGCCAUCCUCACCCGAGCAGUCUCAUGCCCAUCCAUCAUGACAGACUUCGAGCAUCCCCGACCCAGGGGGAGCAGCGCAGAGAUGCUGUCAUUUAGCAAGGCAUCCUUCGUGGAGGAUGACAAUUGCAGUGCAGCCAGCACCUCCGGACAGGAGAGCGAUGACAACAGCCAAGGUGCUGAUGCCGAGUCCACAGGCACAUGGUCCCGGCACAACUCACCACUUAAUCUCGGACAACGUGUUGCUGAGAUUCCGGCCUUGUUGUCUCGGAGCAAUUCCCCUGUCAACAUGGGUCGAGGUGGUGCUGAGCCUUCUAGCCCACUCCCUGAAGCAGCCGGUAUGCACUCACCAACCAAAUCACCCCAGAAUCUGGGAAACGUCUUUGGGGUUGCCAUUCCAAUCAUGCUCACCCCGCCAGUGGCCCCGUUGCCACAGACAGGCCCAAUGCACUCGAUGGACUCCGUGGCCGUGCAAGUCGGACAGACUAUUCCAGCAUCCAUGCAAGUGUCGCAGAUGGGCCCAAUGGAUGUGGUGGCGGUGCAAGUCGGCCAGACUGUGCCAAUGCACGCUGCGGAUGCGGCCAUCGAGGGCUGGAAGGUCCAGGACGAGUUGGCGUUCGAGCCGGCCCAGGAGGAGCAUGACGAGGACCAGCUCAGGAAGCCAAUGGAUGACGUUUGGAGCAACAUUCGUGAUGCUCUUUAUCAGUCCGUGGGGUGGGAUACGCGCGAUCUGAAGUUCAAGGCUUAUUGGAACCAUGUGGACAUGCUUCAGCGUGAUGCGCGCGAUGCAGAGCGCGAGCGUCACUGUGCACGUCGUUCAGCUGAGAAGGUGGAGCAGCUGGAAAGGAAAGUGUUAGCAAUAGAAACGACAGUGGCCGACUUGCGUUUUGAGAAUGCCAACGUGACCGCAGCACUGGAAGAUGCAAAGCGAGCUCUUCAUGACACCCAGGCUCAUGGAGACAGCGUAGGCAACAGAGACCAUGUCGCAGCAGUGAUCCAACGCGCCUGGCGGAAGCUGCGCGGCAUUGAUGUUCUAGGGAAGCGCCUCUUGCGAGAAGGGAAUGCCGUGAACGUGUUCCAAACAGCAGAUUAUGAUGCCGAUGAGCUGAUGCAAGCUACCUGGCCUGCAAAUGUCAAGUGGCAUGCCUUUCAACGUGCCCCUGCGUUCAUCCAGAAUGAGCCCACGACAAACAUGAAAUUUGAGACACAGCGUUUGAUCCUCGCUCGCUUGGCUGGGGAUCGUGGGGACGCAGUGUCCACAUCUGAGGAGAUGGAGCAACGCGCGUCCAUGGUGCUCACGGCUUGCAAAGUAGUGGCUGGCGUUAUGGGCAAGACCCACGUUUUGUCGACUGGGGCCCGCGUGCUGGAAGUGGAUGGAGCCGGAGCUUACGAAGCAUCUGGGGCAAGCGCCAAGCUUAUGACAGCGCUGGACAUGGAAGCUUCUUGCAAGGGGUAUGCGGCCAUCAUCCUUCUAUCAACUCCGGCUGGUGUGAGCUUUUACUCGUGCUUCGGAUUCGAGCGCAUGCAAAGCUGGUCGUUGGAUCCUGCGGAUGCCGCGCGGCAUGCUUUGCACUAUUUGAGUACAAACGCGAUCUACCGCCAUGCACCAAUGCUGAAGCUUUUGCUCUGUGAGCAAAAAGUUCCGCAGUUGCGCUUGGACGUGAAACUCGUCAUUGCUCCGCUUGCCGCAACCACCAGGCUCAGGGCAGCCGUUUUUGCCCGAGUGCAUGCGAGAAGUGCAGCAAGGUGCUUCUUUGCAGCUGGUACCCAUCUCUACACUUUCGCUGUUCACUGCCACUGGUGCGAGUCUCACAAACAUCCGGUGGCCAUGAUCUCGACCUUGACAGCUCUGCCGGAUGUGGCUAAGCAGAGAGACUGUGGUUUUUCCCCGACGGCUCCGAUCGCAGUGGGUGCGGAAGAUGCACCUGGCGAGUUCAUGGUACCUGCGGAGGUGGCGAAACUCGGUGCUCUUCAGCUGUCCUCAGGCGAAAUCAUGUUCGCGAAGCCUGAUUUAGACAAGAAACUGGAGACUCUUCGGCGGAAUGAGAAGCCCAUCGUGCGGUGCUACACUGACAAGGGCGUGGAAAAGAGCCGCUGCGGCGUCGUCUGCCAAUGGUAUGGGGACGAGAUGUGGGAGUUGGCAAAUCGUGCGCAGUUGAGUUCGGGCUCUCCACUGAGGCAAGGGCUGCAGCUGGCAAUCUGA